Amoebophrya sp. A120 is the source of this 3303-nucleotide messenger RNA. NCBI's taxonomy places the organism in Eukaryota, Dinophyceae, Syndiniales, Amoebophryaceae. The record is from the annotation of a GenBank genome assembly.
CCUCAGCUGCGAAGCCGUUUUUUUCUUUCAUUCGCGGAAUUGUCCUUAUUUCAUCCUAGCGCGGCAUGAUCUCGUUACUCGUAUCUCGCACAGGCUGCACUUCUGGGCAGCAACCUUCGGUCUCCCGCCUGUCUCGAGUCUUUUGCAUAUAGUGCGACAACUAAGUCUAGCCACCGUUUAUUUGUUUUUGUGAGGACCCCCACGGUAGAAGACGUUUUUUUUGCAUUACCACAUCUGAAAUACCGCAACCGCUUUAAGCAGGGCAUCUUUGAAUUCCGAUGCGACGUCGGACUAGCUGGCUCUUCGUCCUCACACCUCAACGCCUCACGUGCUCCACGACUAGACGUGUAACAUUCGCGUCGGCCGCAAAAGAAAGCAAGUGCCUGGUUUGAUUCAUCCGGGUAAGCCGCGCGUCUGUAAAUAAAAUCCUGCUCCUGAGCCUGAAACUGAGUCCGAGGACAGUAGGUGCAGCGGAGCUCCUGCGCCAUCAUCCAAAAUGGGCUCUGCCUUCGGGGUGAUUUCGGAGGAAACGCCAGCGUAUGAGGUCCUCCAGCGGUUUAUCGAAAAGAAAAAUCCUUCUUCCCCAUAUCAAAAGGAGAUUUCAGAUGCUGCCUUUGCGUACACACAUGAGGUCUGUCUUGCUGUGAGGAAUCGCGCCCACAUUCUUAGGAGCGCAAGGUUCAUCUAUCUGUUUAGCAUUGGAAACGCCGGCCCGUUGACGAACCAGCAUGACAAAUCGCAUCCAUAAUGCGGCGCAUCCCUCAGCGCUUGUCUUCUUGCAAGACAAAAAUGAUUUGUGGCCACAAAUCUGCAUCACAACGGAUGCCUUUUCAAUACGGGGAGGGAGGAUUUUUCCUCACAAUACGGCUCGAGAACUACGAAAUCCGGAGGUACGAGCCCCGCGUCGCGGUCCAGGUCGCGAUGAACCACGCCAACGAUAGCACGGCGUUCAAAACUAUCAACUGUAAAAAUGUCUGGGUCUGGAAGAAUCCAACUUGUCAUGCUGAUUUUGGAUUCUAAACAAAUCUGUAUUGCAUGAGCAGCAAAGAGAGUCCAAGUUUUGCUACACGGAAAGAGCAUUUGUCAUGCGGCAUAGGCAUCAGGAAGCCCUCACAAAAUCUGUGAUGCUAGGGCAUGCAUCACAGACAUCAGGAGUCAUGCAAAAUGUGCAUGACAAGCCUGGAAAUCUCCCAGACCCAGACAUUUUUACAGUUGAUAAAAACCCUUGCGGGCUACAUCGGCGUCAUGUCCAGCCCACGGAACGAAAGGAGCGAAGCUAUCAAAAUGAAAAAUCCCCCCUCCCCAUAUCAAAACGGAAAUUUGUGAUGCUGAUUUGUGGCCACAAAUCAGCUUUGUAUUGCAGAGAGGCACUGCGGCCAGAUCCCCAGGCUAGGUAGGGGCGUAUGGGUCUAGUAGUUCAGCAUGGCAAACGGCCCCCCUUUGGGCCCAACAGCGUGACAAAUCGCUGCGAUAAUGGGGCGGAAGCUUCUGCCCUUGUCUUCUUGCAAGACAGACGUGACUUGUGGUCUCAAAUCAGCAAGACAAAUUUUCGGAAACAUACCUUUUCGAUAUGGGGAGGGGGGGAUUUUUCCUCUGAAUAGAAGCAAUCGCCAUGACCGCGCCCGUGGUAUCUUCGACGUCCUCUUCUUCCUUAAUCGGCAUGAAACCAAGUACGGGCGUGGCAGACGCGGCUAGUAGUUCGGCGGCUCCAAGAACUACGCAGAACAAGCAGCAGCAAUCUACUUUGUCAGAAAAAAAAGUAGAUGUUGGACCUCAAGAUGACCAGCACUUGAUGCAGUUCGUCCUGCCCAAAAUCUACGACAUGACCAUUAUCGACUGCAAAUUUAUGGGGUUCUCAAAUGUUACAUUCGCAACUGUUACAUGAUUUGUCAUGCAAAAGUACCAUUAUCAUCUACACCAUCAAGCUGUUCUGCAUAACAAAUUCUGGAAGGGCGAAACAGGCUCAUAGUCAGUUCCAAAUCUGUCAUGCAAGACGCGCAAGGCCCCCCCCUUUCAUUCUUCCCAUUCUUGCAUCACAAAUCAUGUAAUCAUGUAACAGUUGAGAAUGUAACAGUUGAGAACGCCAUAAAAUCUCUCUGCUGGGUCUGAAAAGUGACUGGUAACAAGCACAGUGUAAUGCACCGCCAAGCAUGACAAAUACAGAUUUUCACUUUUUCGUGGCUCUGUGUUGCGUAAUAUUCCACAUGAGGUCUAGUUUGUGUAUGACAGACCAGGGAAUUGUGACCUCUUGCUGGUCACGCAAUACAGAGCUCAGUGUCAUGCCAGACUGGCAUGACAAACGCAAACCUCGCAUUCUGCAUAGAUAGAAGGCAGAUGACAUGUUUGCAAUGUAUAACCAACCACCCCCCGCCCAAGCCCACGCCGACCUGGUCGUCGCCGAAUCUGAGCACCGCUAUUGUCGAGCGGCCCGAGAUAUCCUGUGCAAAAGUAUCUUACUAGCAUAAAUCGCAAUAGAAAUUAGCUCAGUAUCACAAACUUAAAUUUGUAAUGCUGAUUUACCUUAACAACUAGAUUUGUAAUGCAUAACUGCAAUUAGUACGAAUACGAUACUUCUGCACAGGAUACGAGAGAACGUUCGCGGUGCACACGUUUUCCGGUCGGUGGACCAGUUUCGAGGAGCAGAAACGGGAACUGCUGAGGUGGCUCAAAGAGGAGAAGGAGGAUGACAGUGGGAACAUGCUGAAAAUCAAGGUGAAACAGCCUUUGCACUUCGAGGUUUACCGGUACAACCCCCCCUAUGCAUUACAAAUAUGUCUGGCGGGUCUGGAAAGUUGUGAUGCUAAUGUCCGAAUGAAGAUACGCAAGCGCAACCCGUAUUUGAGGGCCGCGCAUGCCAAGUUUCUGAGCGGCUUUGUCUAGCGUGAACCGCAUGAGGAAUGGCCUUUUUAUUGCAUGAGAAACAAGUGGCACUGUAGCGCACCAAGCAGGACAAAUCUUUCUGUCUUGUCGCCCAAGCAUGACUUCCAGACCCAGACAUAUUUGCAAUGCAUACCACCUGGACGCUGCCGAUGUUCCGAACGAAUGAAGUCGCGAUCGAAGUGGAACUGACUUGAAGUAGACGUGCUGAUUUGCUGCUUUUUGCUUGCGAGAAGUGAGAUUUGGAUUUCUAUCUCGACGAACAUCUGGAGUAAUUAUAGACGCAGCUUCAGUCUUUGUGCAUAGACGCGGUGAUGCUCAUCCUCGUCGACCACGAGCGUUCUUGUAGAGGCACUCGGACCGAAAACGAAUAAUGCAACAAUGCAAAGUCAUACUCAUUUGAUUUUGAACCUCCUGCACGAGCAC